Gadus morhua (Atlantic cod) is the source of this 3739-nucleotide messenger RNA. RefSeq names its product prickle homolog 1a (gene prickle1a). The record is from RefSeq and is a predicted model, not a curated record. NCBI's taxonomy places the organism in Eukaryota, Metazoa, Chordata, Actinopteri, Gadiformes, Gadidae. Gene Ontology annotation, molecular function: zinc ion binding. Bases 426 to 3062 code for a protein of 878 amino acids. The transcript is spliced from 8 exons.
GGCGGAGUCAUGGAGUAAAGAGUAGGAUGGCCAUCUGGUUGGGCUCAUCAUCAACACACACAAACACACACACACACACACCAAUGGACACACACACACUGAGCUCUGGCACACACAUCUCCCAGGUUUUCAACGUCUCAGUGUUGAUAUGGACCGGAGCUGUGCUGACAAACCCUGCGAGUGAGGACUGUGAGCUAGUGUCCUGGAUUUAGACCUGAGGAAACAGGCAGACUCAGAGUGAGAGAGACUGGGAGAGACGGAGAGAGAGAGACAGAGCCAGAGAGAGAGGGAGGAAGAUACUGAAGGCAUGGAUUCAAGGGGCUGAAGCAGCAUCUAGGACUGGAUUUUAGUGGCUGAAAAUAAGCUUUUUGUGGAGCAGCUUGCGUUUGGGAGUCUUCUCCUGCACUGAGUGAAAGGAGCGUCUGAUGAACUCAGAGAGCUCAGCGCUGGCGGCAGGGGUGACCUACCAGGGCGGAGCCCGUCAGCGAGAACUGAUGAUGGAGCAGAAAGUCAGCAAGCUGACCUUCGGCUUCCAGCGCAGCUCCACCUCUGACGACGACUCCGGCUGCGCCCUGGAGGAGUACGCCUGGGUGCCGCCCGGACUCAGGCCUGAACAGGUGCAGCUAUACUUCUCCUGUCUGCCUGAGGACAAGGUUCCCUACGUCAACAGUCCAGGAGAGAAGUUGAGAAUUAAACAGCUUCUCUACCAGCUUCCCCCACACGAUAAUGAGGUGCGGUACUGUCACUCCCUCAGCGAGGAGGAGAAGAAGGAGCUGCUCAUGUUCAGCGGUCAGAGGAAGAAGGAGGCGCUGGGGAGAGGAACCCUCAAGCUGCUUCCUCGCAGCCUUCAGCACAGCGUCUGCGAGCAUUGCGGCGAGACCGUCAACGGCGGAGAGAUGGCGGUGUUUGCGUCGAGGGCGGGGCCCGGUGCGGCACCGUGCUGGCACCCGGCCUGCUUCUCCUGCUCCACGUGCAGCGAGCUGCUGGUGGACCUCAUCUACUUCUACCAGGACGGCAAGGUCCACUGCGGAAGGCACCACGCUGAGCUGCUCAAGCCCCGCUGCUCUGCCUGCGAUGAGAUCAUCUUCGCCGACGAGUGCACCGAGGCGGAGGGUCGCCACUGGCACAUGAAGCACUUUGCGUGCUUCGAAUGCGAGACGAUCCUCGGCGGCCAGCGGUACAUCAUGAAGGACGGCGGGCCGUACUGCUGCGGGUGCUUCGAGUCGCUCUACGCCGAGUACUGCGAGGCGUGCGGAGAGCACAUCGGUGUGGAUCACGCUCAAAUGACAUACGACGGGCUCCACUGGCACGCCACCGAGUCCUGCUUCAGCUGCGCCCAGUGCAAGAGCUCCCUCCUGGGCUGCCCCUUCCUGCCGCGCCAGGGCCAGAUCUACUGCUCCAAGGCCUGCAGCCUGGGCGAGGACGUGCACGCCUCUGACUCCUCCGACUCCGCCUUCCAGUCAGCCCGCUCCCGGGAGUCCCGCCGCAGCGUGCGCAUGGGCAAGAGCAGCCGCUCGGCCGACCAGUGCCGCCAGUCGCUGCUCUUCUCCCCCUCCGUCAACUACAAGUUCCCGGGCCUGAGCGGCAACGCCGACGACACCCUGACCAAGCUGGCCCACAUGAGCCUCUCGGACGAGCCCUUCUGGAGGGGCCCCGGCGAGGAGGCUGAGGGCCCCGAGGACCGGGAGGAGGAGUGGGCGGAGCACGAGGACUACAUGACCCAGCUGCUGCUCAAGUUCGGCGAGCAGGGGGUCUUCCAGCAGGCGGACCCCGAGGCCCGGCCAAACGCCGACGUGUGGAUAAGCGAGGCCGACGUCAAGACCAAGCAGGGGUCCUCUCAGGCGGGGGGAAGCGGCAGUGGUGGAGGUGGUGGUGGUGGCGGUGGUGGAGGAAGGGGAAGUCAGAGUCUAGCCAGUAAGAAGUACCAGCCAGACAUGUACUGGGCCCAGUCGCAGGACGGGCUAGGGGAUUCGGCCUAUGGGAGCCAUCCGGGCCCGGCCAGUAGCCGGAAGAUCCAGGAGCUGGACCUGGAUCAUGGAGCCGGAGGAGGCUACCAGGAGGAGGAGCAGCAGUGGUAUGACGACUCCCUGGAGUGUAUCACCGAUGAGCUGAAGAAGACGGAUCAGAGUGUGAGGGACUCCAUGGACUCGUUGGCUCUCUCCAACAUCACCGGGGCCUCGGUGGAUUGCGACGGCAAGGACGGCCCCUUGGCGUACACCUUCACAGAGCUGGAGACGGAAGACUGCGACAAAUCCAGCAACAUGGGGACCAUGAACUCGUCCAUGCUGCACAGGAGCGCCGCCUCCCUGAAGAGCCUCGCGUCCGAGCAGGACGAGGCAGAGGACCACAGCCCGGCGGAGGAGGAAGAGGAGGUAGAGGUCCCGCUGGCAGAGGAACGGGCCCAGCUCCCUCAGCUGCCGGCCCUCAGGAGGGCCCGCUCCCAGAGCCGGCAGCAGCAAGUCAAGUUCUCCGACGACGUGGUGGACAACAGCCCCUACGAGCUGCAGGUCCGCCCGCCUCCCAUGAGCGAACGGACCCGGCGCAGGGUGUACAACUUUGACGGGCAGGAGCAGGACUCCCAAUCGGGCCACCACCACCACCACAGCCACCACAGGAGACGCCGCAGCCGGAAGUCCCGCUCCGACAACGCGCUGAACCUGGUGCCCAAGGAGAGGGCCCUGGUGUACUACAGAGAGGACCACAAAGGCCGUGCCACCCCCGCACAGAGGGGCAGCCAGGACCUGUACGGCCUGCCCCCCAAUGGACGCCCCAGUCCCCUGGCGAGGUCAGACUACAGCCUGGCGAAGGGCCCAGCGAUGGAGAGGUUCUUGGGGAUGUGCAACGAGGACGACGACUGGUGCUCCACCUGCUCCUCUUCCUCCUCUGAUUCCGAGGAAGAGGGCUUCUUCCUGGGUCAACCUAUUCCCCAGCCCCGGCCCCUAAGACAUUAUUACACCGAUGACCUGCCCAGCCCGGUGGCCAGCAUGCCCUCCCCGCCCUACGGCCCAAGGACUAAAUCCAGAAAAAAGGGACACAAGGGCAAGAACUGCAUCAUUUCAUAGACUUGUCGUUAAUGCUUCUCGUUUGAGGGAGUUCUCUGCCACUUUUCGCCAUCUAUCGUUGCCACUGAUGAAUUUGCCUAAACUGCCUCGUUACUUUUUGACUCAGUUACUGCUACGUUAAUGAACAGCACUCACAUUAUUGAUCCGUUGUAUAAAAAGCAAAAGGUGAACAUCCACGUUUCUUUCAAGCAAGUUUCCUUUCGAAGCAUUACCAAUACUAGUCAUCCGGGUCAAGGUAAUUCAGAGCCAUGCAUAUUUAUGAGGCAUAACUUAGAGGUCAGUCGAGAUUGUUAUUUAACAUUACAGAUAUGAAUGUAAAUAUUGUAGAGGUAAUAAACAAAAUGGCUAUUUUUUAUAUCCCCCCCCCCCCAUGUUUGAAGACCUGUUUUGUAGUCGAAAGGCAAAAUUAUGAAACAGCUGGCCCAUUGCUAUUUUUACAUCACGGUGUUCAAUACAUAAAUAAAUAUGGCCCAUGCUCCUAAUGUGUUGCUUCUGUAAAGGCUUGUGUAUCUUUCCCCCCAGAAAAACUUUGUAUGUAAUAUUAGAGCCUGGCUGUGGGGUCUAUUUAAGGGCCAUUUGUAUUGUAAACAAAUCAAUGUAAUCUGUACAAAUGUACAAACUGGAAUAUAAGGCGAAGAUUAAUAAUUGUAAUAAAACUAUAUAUAUCAUGACUUCAA